AUGGAAGAAUAUAUUAAUAGUUUAAAUGAGGGAGAUGAAUCAUAUUGUCUUCAUGAAGGAAAAUAUUACAAGAUUAAAAUCAUUUCUAUAAUUGGAUCUGGAAGUGAUAAAUGUUUUAAGAUUCAUUAUGAUGGAUGGAAUUCAAGACAUGAUGAAAAUCUAUCAUUUGAAGAAGCAUUAAGUAGGAUCAGUCCAACAUACAUUCAAAUCGAACCACCAUUAACAGCAGUGGAGGAAGCAAUAAAUGUUGCCAAACCAAUAGAUGAAUUAAUUGACAAAGAAAGUUUAUCGAUGGAACUUCAAUUAGCUUAUGCAUUGUAUGGAGAUAAUAAAAGUGGCAGUGAAAAUGAAGGACAAUCUCCAAAAGAAUCUCUUGAAAAUGUACCAAAAUUUUGUAAAUAUAGCUCAAUAACAUCACAAUCUUGGAGUGAUGUAUAUUUUUGGAGUUUACCAAAAUAUUUUUUGUUUUAUUGUGAUUUUACUUUUCAUGAAAAAUUUAUUUGUAAUGAAGAUAGAGCAUUUUUGAAAGAAAUAAAAAGCAUGAAUUUGAAUGAUUCAGUUAAAUAUUUUGAUAUGAAUAUUGUAAAAGAGAAUGAAGAAGAAAUACUUAAUCAUUUAGUGUGCCCUCAUUGUUCUGCUUUAUAUAAUGAAGAUGAAUAUCCUUCAUUAAAAGAACAAAUAACCAGUGAAUUAUUAUACGUUCCUAAAACUUUAAGAAAAAUUGUUAGAAAAGUAUCAAAAUUAAAGAAAAGUUUAGGUGUCAUUAAAUUACCUACAAAAAAUUCUGUUUUUCGAAUUUUAUAUGAUUUUUACAAUGAAGAAAUUCGGGAAAAAAUUAUUCAAAACAUUCCAAUUUGUCCUUUAUAUAAAUAUGUAGCUCCAUCGAUUGAAGAACUAUUCAAAAGAUUAAUGACACUUCGAUUAUUGUUUGAUAUCUAUCUUCCAACAAAACUUCUUUAUCGUCAUGAACGAGUACAAUUAACUGACAGAUAUCAUCCUGACUUUCUAACAGCUUUGCUUAAACAGAGAUGUUACAUUGAAUAUUCAAGAUUAUAUGGUUAUGAACAUUUUAUAAGAUUUUUUAUUUCACUAAGGCAUGUUAUGUCAAAUAAGAAAAUUAAAGAAUUGCAUAAAUCUAAUGAAAGUAUUUGUUCUAGUGAAGAUGAAGAGGAAAAUGAAGAAGAUCUUAAUGAAGAUGAACAAGAGGACGACGUUUCAGAAUCAUCGAUUAACUUUGUAGAAAAUGUAAUUGAAGAUCCAACUGAAACACCUGGAUUUUUUAUACUAUGUCAAAAAAUACUUCGCUUUUUAGUUGAGAAGAAAGAAGUAUACUCUUUGAAACCUGAAGAAUAUACAUUCUUAGAUCCUUAUUUAGUUCGGGAAAUUGAUGAUGCAACUGUAUUCUCUGGAAAAAGACCAAAAGAAUCUGAACGUUUAAAAGUCUAG
Strongyloides ratti is the source of this 1446-nucleotide messenger RNA. Its product is annotated as Chromo domain-like and MRG domain-containing protein. NCBI's taxonomy places the organism in Eukaryota, Metazoa, Nematoda, Chromadorea, Rhabditida, Strongyloididae. Gene Ontology annotation, cellular component: nucleus; histone acetyltransferase complex. The record is from RefSeq and is a predicted model, not a curated record. The transcript has 2 exons. Gene Ontology annotation, biological process: regulation of DNA-templated transcription; chromatin organization. The coding region runs from base 1 to 1446 and encodes 481 amino acids.